CUGGUUCCGGUUCCGUCCCCCAUUUAUGGUUCGGUCUGGAUCUGAUGAUGGUCACAUGGUUCUCCGAGUCGAACCGGUCCUUCCCCGGUUCCAGCAGAACCUCCUAGUCCACUUGGCACCUGAGGAGAAGAGCUUCCCGGUGCGGUUCCGGUUCUGGUCCGGUCCAAGAACGGAACCAACAGCGCCUCAGGUGGACCGACAGAUGGAGAACCGAGCGUCUGGACCCGAACUGGUUCUGGUCUUCAGCGGGAAGCGGAAGUCAGGGAAAGAUUACAUAACGGACAUGAUCCAGGAUCGUCUUGGCCCGGAGAUGUGCGCCGUGCUGCGUCUAUCCGGGCCGCUGAAGCAGCAGUACGCUCAGGAGCGCGGCCUGGACCUGAACCGACUGCUGGGUUCCGGACCGUACAAGGAGCGGUACCGGGCCGAUAUGAUCCGCUGGGGGGAGGACCGACGGAACCGUGACCCGGGUUUCUUCUGUCGCCUAGCAACCAGAGGAGCCCAGCAACCUGUGUGGGUGGUGAGCGAUGCCAGGCGGCAGUCGGACCUGCAGUGGUUCCAGUCCGAGUUUCCCCGUCAGACCCGUAGCGUCAGAGUCCAGUGCUCGGAGGAGACCCGGGGGCAGAGGGGGUGGAGCUUUACGCCAGGUGUGGAUGAUGCAGAGUCAGAGUGCGGGCUGGACCGCGGCGUGGAGUUCGAUUGGAUCAUCAGGAACGAGGCCGAUGCCCCCUCCCUGGACCAGCAGCUGCAGCCCAUCCUGAGGGCGGCACAGGAAGCGGCGGCGGCAGCGCAGGAAGUGGCAGUGCUCCGACAUGAUCAAUAAAGUUAUUAUUGAUUAGCUUCAAUUUUAAUCAUAGUUAUUUAAAAAGAAAUUAUUAAAACUGAUGACAUCACAGACUGCUACUGAGCAUGUGCAGAAUGUGCCACUUCACCUGUGGGCAGUGCGACCUGCUGAAGCACCUGACCUCAGAGCCGCAUUCUGAUUGGCUGAGAGGGAUCAGCAGGUGUUUCAGAAAGCUGAAGGAAGAACUCCCCUGCAGUUUCCCUCUGGAGGCUAAUCCUGUGGAGCAAGGGCCCUCUAGUGUUUAGGAGGAGGAACUGAGGGUUCUAUUUGGAUCAGAACCGGACCGGCUGCUUAGUACCAUCAGCAGGAACGACAAAGAAUGAAAAUAUUUAAAUCUGAAUGAAUGAAGUUAUGAUUUUUCUGGAUCCUUUUAGAAAUAAACUGUUUAAAAUUUAAA
Molecule: messenger RNA, 1238 nt
Organism: Poecilia latipinna (sailfin molly)
Lineage: Eukaryota; Metazoa; Chordata; Actinopteri; Cyprinodontiformes; Poeciliidae
Gene: pmvk
Product: phosphomevalonate kinase
Exons: 5
Coding region: 26-820 (264 amino acids)
Biological process (GO): isopentenyl diphosphate biosynthetic process, mevalonate pathway; cholesterol biosynthetic process
Cellular component (GO): cytoplasm
Molecular function (GO): phosphomevalonate kinase activity
Source: RefSeq, a predicted model, not a curated record